AUGUCUAAAAAUGCUACAGAUGUGAAAGUUGCUUUAUUUUUAAAUGCCGCUGGUGAGGAAGCAGUUGAAGUGUUCAACACGCUCAAUCUUUCAACAGGAGAUCAGGGUAACUAUGAAAAAGUGCUUGAGAGGUUUGAAGCUUUCACGACACCUAGAACAAAUGUUGUGGUGGAGAGAUUUUUAUUCAAUAAGAGAAAACAAGAAGAAGGGGAACUUUUUGAUUGUUUCGUGACUGACCUGAAAAAACUUGUAAAAUCUUGCGAAUUUGGUGAGCAGAGUGACUCUGUCAUACGUGAUCGCAUUGUCCUUGGAGUAUCAGAUGCCAGUUUACAGGAGAGGAUGCUGCGAGAAAAUAAUCUGAGUUUGGAAAAAGCAAUUGAAUUAGGGAAAGCAGCUGAAUUGAGCAAAGCUCGUGCUCAAACGUUAAGAGAACACAAUGUUGACAGCGUAACUAGAGGGAAAGUGAAGCAACAUCUGGCAGGAGGAGCCAAUGCAGCCUUAGCAGUGAGGAAGCACAGAGGAUGGCGUGAUGACACUUCAAAUACUGAGACAUCUUUAUGUAAAAAAUGCAACAGACAUCACGUUAAUGGACAGUGUCCGGCAUAUGGAAAAAAAUGCUUUAAUUGUGGCAAACUAAAUCACUUUUCGACUAUGUGCAGACUGAAGCACGUCCAAAAUGUUUCUCAGCAUGGUAACGCAGAUGUAUAUAGGGAAUCUGAUGAUGAAUUCUUCGUGAAUUCCAUAAAUGUUCAAAGAACUAAAAGUGUGUGCUCAACAUCGUCUACAAAAGAGUGGACUAAAACUAUAAUUGUUGAAGGGACAACUGUGACUUUUAAGUUGGACACAGGGUCUGAAUGUUUCGCCUGUGAAAACUUACGAAACACUGAGUGCUAA
Molecule: messenger RNA, 894 nt
Organism: Stegodyphus dumicola
Lineage: Eukaryota; Metazoa; Arthropoda; Arachnida; Araneae; Eresidae
Source: RefSeq, a predicted model, not a curated record